CAUUCUCGACGCCAUUUACUUCCAUGCAGAAACUGGAGGGGCAUAAAGCUUGUUUUACAAAAAAUAACGAGAUUAAUCUGAAAAUUCGGCGGGCAAGCUAGCUGCAAAUUCAAAAACCCUUACUUCUAGUUUCAAAUUUUUCGUCGUCAUCCUGCUUUUUAAGUUCUCGUGAUGUUUCUGAAGUAAAUCUACUUUAUUUCUCGAUAUUUUCUGAGGAGCGUUUGGAGUGCCAUGUAUCUGGCAAUCGAUAACAUUCAUUACGCCCCAGAUCGACUUCAAAAAGAGUCGGUAGAGUGUAGACUUCAAAUACCCAUGGACUGGUAGUAAUUGUUUGAGACUUUGUCUCCUGUUUGAAAAUGAUUUUCAGACGUCAUAGAAAAAACUACAUGUGUUUAAAAUUUUUGAAAUCAGCUGCAGAAAAUAGAGUCAAUAAUCAGCAUAAAAUGAGAGGUUAAAGCUGUUAAUAAAUCAGGAAACGUUGCCCAUAUUGAGAAUAUUAGAUUUUCUUAGCGAAGCAUCUCUCAGAGCUAAUUCGCUACAAACAUUCAACUUUCUUCGUUAAUAUCGUCUUUUAUUGUCUAUGGCCCUUAAUACUUAUUGUCAAUUGUUUAAGAUAUACGAUUAGCAGUUUUUAAAUAUGUUCGUUUUCGACAAACUCCAAACGAAGAAAAAGAUAAAAUACAAGGGUUGAUGACUUUAAUUCAAUUAGCAAUUAGCGAUAAAGCAUUAGUUAUUCAAGAACUACCAUCAACAGCUAAACAAAAAAAAGAUAGACCAGUUGAUCGUAAAGUUACCCAAUGGUUUCAAAAAAAUAAUUUAUGGCCUGAAUUACAACAAAUGUAUGAUUUUAAAACAAUUGAAGAUAUAACAACAUAUUAUAACGAUUGUAUUAAAAGUAAGAAUGAUGAUGGGGAAUCACAAUAUCAACAUUAUUCGAAAUAUUAUUUGCAAAAGUUUAAUGACAAUCUAUUGCCAAUAAAGCAAUUUCAAAAAAUCUAUCGAGCAAUGAAAACAUUAUUUGAAAUUAAACAAAAUAAAACUAAAAAUGAACAAGAUUCUCGUGUAUGCGGCAUAUCAUAA
Molecule: messenger RNA, 1080 nt
Organism: Didymodactylos carnosus
Lineage: Eukaryota; Metazoa; Rotifera; Eurotatoria; Philodinida; Philodinidae
Source: the annotation of a GenBank genome assembly